GGAGCAGCUGACCAAUCAGUGUGAAGACGUCAUCAAACUGCUGCAGAAAACCAUCAACAUCCUGCAGACCACACCUCUACCUGCUGCAGCCCAGGAUGCCGAGCAGCUGCUGUCCAGGUACCAGGCGGUGAUGCGCAGCAUCCUUGAAGACAGCCGGUUGGUGCAGCUGCAGCAGGAGGGCGGGGCCUCGCUGUCACGGCUCCGCAGGGAGGAGAGCAACGUUGGCGUGACGGCAGAUCAGCGGGCAGCGGUGGAGACGGUGUCGUCUCUGUACGACGAGGUGGACGAGCUGCUGCACCGCCUGGUGACUCUGUCCAACUCCAGGACGCAACAGCUCAACUUCAUCCUGAACUUCAGCAGCCUGGAGACGGGCUUCAGCGAGGUGACGUCGUGGCUGCAGGAGGUCGGAGAGGUUCGUCUGAAGAGUCUUGACGAACCCGAAGAUUCUCUGGAGCUUCUCAACAGGAAACAAGAAGAAUUCAAAGACUUCCACACGACUGCAUACCAGGAGUACUGCAAACGAGGCGAGGCGUUGUUGAGUCGUCUGGAGCGUUGGGGCAACAUGUCGUCAGCCGACCUCCAAGUCUAUGAGGUCAAAGUUCAUUCUUUCUGGGCUCAGCUGCAGGACUUCUCCCAGCGGGUCAGCGCUACGGGCCAGAGCAUCGAGCGGGCCCUCCGACUCUACAGCUUCUUAGACCAGGCAUAUGGCUGGGCAUUGGAGGGUAUGCGUCACCUAGCUGGUGUCAGUAUGGAGGAGUGCACGCUGCCAGACAAAUGCCAGGCUGUGAUUGGCUGCCUGGAAGAAUACCAGCGCCAGCACCCACCAAUCCCAGAUGAGCGCUUCCAGGAGAUGAAGGUGGCGGCUGGCGAGCUGCGGGGGGAGCGAGGCCUCCGUCAGUGGAGCUUCGCUUGGUCCAAGUGUCAGGAGACCAAGAGGAUGUUCGACAGGAAGAUGGAGGCGGCCCUCAGGACACGGGACUCCGCCCACAGGCCGCGCUCUGACUCCGCCCUCAGCAGGAGCUCCGCCUCAUCCAGGAGAUCACUGUCAGGACUCUGGGGGAUCUUUGAGACCUCCUCCUCAUGUCCCCCCGAGCAGAACGCCUCCUCACCUCCUCGUAACCCCUCCUCCCCCGUCACCCCCCAGCACACGCCGCUCCUCCAGCGUCUGUUCCGCAGCGUCUCCUCAGAGGAGUCGUCAGACCGGGGGGAUAUCUGCUCCUCUAGACCCAGCCUCCCCCGCCUCGACUCUUUCGCCAGUUCCUCCCCCCCCUCCUCCUCCUCCUCCUCCUCCUCCUCCUCCUCCCUCUUCUCCUCCAGCAGACGGCAGCAGCUGAGGAAGACUCAGAGCUUUGACUGCCCCUCCACCCCCGAGGUGUCGCGGUACGGACCGUGUCCCCGCGCCCUCAGCGAGCCGGUGCGCAGUGGAAACACGGGCGUGUUCAUCCGCGGCCUGGAGGUCAGCAGCUCUGAGGCCGCCGACCACACGCUGUGUCCCAGGACCGCCGCUCACGGCUGGGCAGGACAGGGGCUCCGCAGCCCCGGGACCCCCAGAACGAGCCCAGCAGGAGAGUCCCGCCCCCGAGGAAGUAAGCUGCGUCACGUGGUGGAGGAGAUGGUGACCACGGAGAGGGAGUACGUGCGCUCUCUGCGUUACAUCAUCCAUCACUACUUCCCAGAGAUGGACCGAGCCGACCUUCCUCAGGAUCUCCGGGGGAAACGCUCCGUCGUCUUCGGGAACCUGGAGAAACUUCUGGACUUCCACAGUCAGUUCUUCCUCAGAGAGCUGGAGGCGUGCUGGAAACACCCGCUCAGAGUGCCGCACUGCUUCCUGCGACACCAGGAGCAGUUCAGUCUGUACGCUCUGUACAGUAAGAACAAACCAAAGUCUGACGCUCUUCUGGCCAAUCACGGGAACUCCUUCUUCAGGAGGAAGCAGAUGGAGUUAGGAGAUAAGAUGGACUUGUCCUCCUACCUGCUGAAGCCCAUCCAGAGGAUGAGUAAAUACGCUCUCCUGCUCACUGACCUCAUCAAGGAGGUGGGCGGGGCCCAGGAGGCGGAGCUUGUGGCGUUGCAGGCCGCCACCGACAUGGUCAAGUUUCAGCUUCGCCACGGAAACGACCUUCUGGCCAUGGACGCCAUCAGAGACUGUGAUGUGAACCUGAAGGAGCAGGGUCAGCUGAUGCGUCAGGAUGAGUUCACGGUCUGGAGCGGGAGGAGGAAAUGUCAGCGUCACAUCUUCCUGUUUGAGGAGCUGAUUCUGUUCAGUAAACCUAAGAAGAUGGAGGGAGGUCUGGACGUCUUCAUCUACAAACACUCCUUCAAGACAGCAGACGUCGGUCUCACAGAGUCCACCGGAGACAACGGGCUGAGAUUUGAGAUCUGGUUCAGGAGGAGGACGUCAAAGAACCAGACCUUCAUCCUUCAGGCCCCCAUGUCAGAGGUCAAACACGCCUGGACCUCUGACAUCGCCCGCAUCCUGUGGACCCAGGCCACCAGGAACAAAGAGCUGCGUCUGAAGGAGAUGGUGUCGAUGGGAGUGGGAAACAAACCGUUUCUGGACAUCCAGCCAAGCGAUGCCGCCAUCAGUGACCGAGCCGUUCAUUACAUCAUGAAGAGCAGAGGUGCUAGAACGCGGGCAUCCAUCGCUGUCUCCGUCUUUGAUCACUCCAACCCUUUCAAACGAGCAGCGGUGACCUCUGACCCCAUGACAUCAGGACCAUCUUCAACUAGCCUGCUGGGACCGCUCAAUCUGCACAUGUACAGUCAAACCUCGUCCUCCUCUCCUGCUGCUGAGAGCUCCUUCAUCACUUCCUGUAUUGAGGAAGACGAGCAGGAACAUGAGACCAGCAGCCAGCCCUCCAUGACCACAGAGAGUUCGGGCUCGUCGUCUCGAUGUCUCUCCGGCUCCACGGGCUCUGACAGCGGUUGUGUCUCCUCCCACCUGCAGGAGGCGCUGCCAGAGGAGCCCAGCCCCCUCAGCCAGCCUUCUUCCUCUUCCUCCAUCUCCUCCAACAAACAGCACCUCAACAGCCAGUACAUUUCACCUAAAGCAGCUCCGGUCAUCAGUCCGGCCACCAUCGUGUAAUCAGCUGACCUGAUGGACUCGACUGUGUGUGUUGCUGCUGCAGUGAGACACCGGGAGAGUCGACCUGUCAUCUGUAGUUUCUGAUCUGAGCUCAGUUUUAUUUAUGUUCAGGUUCAGUAGAGUUUAUGUUGGUAGCUGCUGCUUGUUACUGAUCCAGGAUCAGGUCUGUGUCUCUGAGCUGGUCUAGGAUCAGGUCUGUGUCUCUGAGCUGGUCUAGGAUCAGGUCUGUGUCUCUGAGCUGGUCUAGGAUCAGGUCUGUGUCUCUGAGCUGGUCUAGGAUCAGGUGGACUAACUGUACAUGUGUGUAAAUAAAGUGUCGCUUUUCUUAUCUGAGUAAUAAACACAGUUUGUUCAAAACUGA
Epinephelus lanceolatus (giant grouper) is the source of this 3446-nucleotide messenger RNA. The record is from RefSeq and is a predicted model, not a curated record. NCBI's taxonomy places the organism in Eukaryota, Metazoa, Chordata, Actinopteri, Perciformes, Serranidae.